Molecule: messenger RNA, 1263 nt
Organism: Saccharomyces paradoxus
Lineage: Eukaryota; Fungi; Ascomycota; Saccharomycetes; Saccharomycetales; Saccharomycetaceae
Gene: MRX9
Product: Mrx9p
Exons: 1
Coding region: 1-1263 (420 amino acids)
Source: RefSeq, a predicted model, not a curated record
AUGUUUAGACUUCCAGUGGGAUUAGUCGCUAGAACUAGAGAGGUCACUAACCGCCUUGCGUUCAACAGUGCAAAGGGUCUCAAUGUAUGCUUAUCAAGAAAUUUAAGGGCCUUUCCUAGACCAGUACCAUCGGCUGUUAUAUCUACCGCAAUCCCAAAAUAUGGAGGAGAAGGUUUCCAGUUUCCUAGGCUUUCAUUAAUUUCUCCUAAUCAUUGUUCGUACACUCAUCAAUUUCUAUCCAAUCAGAAAAGCUCGACAUUCAAGUUUAUCAGUAAAAGAGCCUUCCAUUCGUCACGACGUGCGGAAAUAAAGUUUAUAUUUUCUUCGAAGUCACCAAAGAAUGGUAACAAGCCGUUUGUGAAAGUUUACAAAGUUUCUCCAUUUUUUAUCCUAUUUGCAACUGCAAGCAUCUUCACAUUUAUCUUAACAUCGACAAUAGUCGUUAUUCCCUUCAUCUUUCAUUUUUUUUUCCCUCUUCUUAUUAUCUUCAUUUCUUUCAAACAAUUCAAAAAAUGGCAGAAAAAUAUCUUUUACAAGGAUGUUUUUACCUCUUUACCGAGAACAGAAUUGAGAAUAACAGUGCCCACCAUGAGAUCAUUACAAUUACAACCUAUGGUCCAGAGUUGGAAGGAGAUCUCUUCCAGAAUGGGAAUUCCAAAUGAGUUUGCCAAGGGUUUAAACGUUAAUUUAGUGAAGCAAGAUGAAAUCAGAAAGCAGUUUCUAAGUUUUCUGCAAAAAAGAGUACUAGAAUCCUUUACCAAGAACGAAAUGGGAAUAAGAUCAUACUUUCUAGGCGACAGCGUUGAGAAAUGGAUCGAGGAAUCUUAUGACCUGGAGCUCAAUAUUGAUAAUUGUCGAAGUGAACUGAGAAAAUUUCAAACUUUUGUAUUCUCCAGUGUCCGGUACAAAUUGUAUUUAGAUUCAAUGAAAAAUCUACCGUUAAACCCUUCAAAAAAACUUGAGGGCAAGAAGCACAUUGCAGACGUAUAUGUAAUUAUUUUAGACGAAUCUUUUCCUGAAAUAAUGUUCAGUAGUGGCGGCUAUUCAAAGGCCGAUUUUUUCAAGAUAUUACAAGAAAGUGAAACCUCUAAUAGCAGCAAAACGCUUAAUGUGGUUAUUGCCAUCAAAAGUGUUAAUACACUGCUAUCGAAGCACUUUGUUAUCACAGCAAACGGUGAUUCAGGCGACUUCUUUUCAAAAUAUUACAUUUCGAAAGUAAAUGGCAAAAACACCGAGUACACCUUAAAAAAUAGACAAUAUUAA